Molecule: messenger RNA, 2227 nt
Organism: Marmota flaviventris (yellow-bellied marmot)
Lineage: Eukaryota; Metazoa; Chordata; Mammalia; Rodentia; Sciuridae
Gene: Map2k3
Product: mitogen-activated protein kinase kinase 3
Biological process (GO): protein phosphorylation; MAPK cascade
Molecular function (GO): MAP kinase kinase activity; ATP binding
Source: RefSeq, a predicted model, not a curated record
CUGCCUGGGCUCGGGUCCCAAGCUGGGUCCCUUUUGCGAGGUGAUGUUAGACAAGUCACAUCUGGUGUAUUUUCUGCACUCAAGUCAAUGAUUUCAGUUCCCUGGACGUGCGCAGGCCCUCUUUCAGAGGAGAAGCCUCAGUUUCCUCACCUGCAGAAUGGGCACGGGGAACCCCUGCCUGUUUAGAUGCAGACAGCCUCUCUCCACCGUGGCCAAGUGUCAGGAAAAUCCAAGAGAAGGAAGGACUUGCGGAUAUCCUGUAUGACUAAGCCCGCUGUGCCCAACCCCACACCCCCCCGGAACCUGGACUCCCGGACCUUCAUUACCAUUGGAGACAGAAACUUCGAAGUGGAGGCUGAUGACCUAGUGACCAUCUCAGAGCUGGGCCGUGGAGCCUACGGGGUGGUGGAGAAGGUGCGGCAUGCCCAGAGUGGUACCAUCAUGGCAGUGAAGCGGAUCCGGGCCACCGUGAACUCGCAGGAGCAGAAGCGGCUGCUCAUGGACCUGGACAUCAACAUGCGGACAGUCGACUGCUUCUACACCGUCACCUUCUAUGGGGCCCUCUUCAGAGAGGGAGAUGUGUGGAUCUGCAUGGAGCUGAUGGACACGUCCCUAGACAAGUUCUACCGGAAGGUGCUAGAGAAAAACAUGACCAUUCCAGAGGACAUUCUGGGGGAGAUCGCUGUGUCUAUCGUGCGGGCCCUGGAGCACCUGCACAGCAAGCUGUCUGUGAUCCACAGAGAUGUGAAGCCGUCCAACGUCCUCAUCAACAAGGAGGGCCACGUGAAGAUGUGUGACUUUGGCAUCAGCGGCUACUUGGUGGACUCGGUGGCUAAGACGAUGGACGCUGGCUGCAAGCCCUACAUGGCCCCUGAGAGAAUCAACCCCGAGCUCAACCAGAAGGGCUACAACGUCAAGUCCGAUGUUUGGAGUCUCGGCAUCACCAUGAUUGAGAUGGCCAUCCUACGAUUCCCCUACGAGUCCUGGGGGACCCCGUUCCAGCAGCUGAAGCAAGUGGUGGAGGAGCCGUCCCCCCAGCUCCCCGCUGACCGUUUCUCCCCCGAGUUUGUGGACUUCACUGCCCAGUGCCUGAGGAAGAACCCCGCGGAGCGCAUGAGCUACUUGGAGCUGAUGGAGCACCCUUUCUUCACCUUGCACAAAACCAAGAAGACAGACAUUGCUGCCUUUGUGAAGGAGAUCCUGGGAGAAGACUCCUAGCAGGCUGGACCUGGGGACCCGACUCUGGCCUCCAGCACCCCAAAGCCCUCUCUGCUGGGACACUGCUUGCCCACAGCCAUAAGCUACUGCCAUCCUGGCUCUGGGAGUCCUGGGAGGAAUCAAGGGGGCUGCUCCAGACUGGUUCCGCAACCAGCCAUUUGUCCCAAGUGCCAAAGAACUAGACGUGUGGGGGCUCCCAGCUGGUCCCAUGUGGACCCCACCAGUGCCUCUGCCCCAGCUGCUGUAAGGACCUCAAGUCUCCACCCUGAGCCCCUGGACUUGAAGGGGCCUGGAAAUCCCCUGCCAGACGCUGCUCCUCCUCACAAGAGCAGGCAGCCCGUCUGGUCUGUGGACAAGUCUAUUGCCUCGGCUCAGCCCUGGAUGCCACCCAUGUUGUGUAUAUAUAUAUAUUUUUUAUCUCUCAACUGAAUGGACUUUGCACCCUUUGGCCCAUUGGUGGCCACUCCUCCUCUCUCCUGGCCUUAGUGUGGAGGACAGAGUAGGAGGAUGAGCCAUGUGAAUCCUCCAAGACUCCCAUGAGGGAGAUGCCUUGAGCCACCCGAGGCCUUCACCCCAGCACUGGAAAACAGUCUCGAGGGGCACACUGGUCACCUGGCUCUAGCCUGACACCUCUCGUGGUGUGGGUCCACCUUUCUGUUUUUUUUUUUUAAUUUAUCCUCUGUGGAUGUUUUCUUUUGCUUUGUGGGGUUUGGCUGUUUUUGUUGUUGUUUUUUUUCUUGCAUGGUUUGGAGCUGAUCACUUCUUUUCCAUACUCUAGGUGCCAGCAAGCUAAGACCUGUGCCUUUGCUCAGGAUGGAGGCCAGGGACUCUCUGCUCAGAGGGUGCCAGGGGGGAGCUGUCCCCUCACUCUCUUGAAAAGAGUGACUGGCUCCACGGGAGCUAUGGAUUUGCUUUGGUGUUUUUAAAAAAAGAAAGAAAGAAAAUAUAUAUAUUUUUGAACAAAGUCCUGCCCAUCCUGGGUUCUUCCCCUGAUGGGUCAGGUCAGGUA